Phaeoacremonium minimum UCRPA7 is the source of this 600-nucleotide messenger RNA. Its product is annotated as putative glutathione-dependent formaldehyde-activating enzyme protein. The record is from RefSeq and is a predicted model, not a curated record. Lineage: Eukaryota; Fungi; Ascomycota; Sordariomycetes; Togniniales; Togniniaceae. Gene Ontology annotation, molecular function: carbon-sulfur lyase activity. The transcript is spliced from 4 exons. Bases 1 to 600 code for a protein of 199 amino acids.
AUGGGAGCCCUUGCAGGAAGAUCUGUCGUGAAUGUACGAUCAAUCCUUGGGCUUAACCCAUUCAAGAUUGAAACUAUCGAAGACUCGAGCACGCGGGGCAUUGAGCAGCUCCUCCAACCACCGAAGUCGCUAUGCGAUAAUCCGCCGUCAGCCGACCUCGCAGGUGAAGGGGUCAAGCUUUACAACGGCUCUUGUCAGUGUGGUGCUGUAUGGCUAGCGGUCAGGACGAAUCCCAUCGAUGAAAUCCAUGUCAACCAAGACAACUGCAGCAUCUGCACUAGAAACGCCUUCAUUGGCAUCUAUCCGGACAAGUCACAAGUGACUAUCACUGGAAGAGAGAACACAACGGAGUAUCGAUUCGGGCAAAGGUUCAACGGCUCGCCGUUCUGCAAGACAUGCGGCGUUCACGUCUUCGGCAAUUUAUACGGCCCGCCGAAAGAGCUGGUCGAGACGUGGCCGGAGGCGCGGCAGCAGAUCGUGAAAAAGAAACUAGCCAUCCAGCCGGUGAACAUCAGGACCCUGUACGAUGUCGAAUGGGAGACGAUCAAGGUUACACGCGUUGAUGAGGGGACGGAAGGGUACGAGCUUGCAGAAGAAUAG